AUGAGAGCUCUAAUAGUAGUUGAUGUGCAAAAUGAUUUCUUGCCAGGAGGUUCACUCGCUGUUCCUCAUGGUGAUGAGAUAGUUAAGCCGGUAAUUGACCUCAUUGAAGAUCCAACUGAAAAAUGGGACCAAGUGGUAAUGACAAGGGACUGGCACCCACAUAAUCACAUUUCAUUUGCCAAAUCACAUAACUUGGCAGAUUUCUCACCGAUUACCUAUGUUUCCCCGGUGGAAGGUGAUGAUCGAAAGAUAGAAGGAACGUUAUUUCCUGUGCACUGUGUAGAAGGAACUCGUGGGAGCCAAUUGGCACCAGAAAUGCUUGAAGAACAAAAAAAAAUUGGCUGCCUCAUAGUUAGUAAGGGUUACCUUCAAGACAGGGAGUACUUCUCUGCAUUUAACGAUAUCUGGGAUCAUCACAAGACUGAGCUGAAUAAUUAUUUACAUUGCCAUGGAAUUGACGAGGUCUACGUAGUUGGACUUGCCUUUGAAUAUUGCGUUAAGAGUACGGCUAUCAGUGCAUCGAAAUUGGGUUAUAAGACAACAAUUCUGCAGAAGUAUUCAAAAGGCUUCCUCUCUGACGAAAAAUCUAUGCAGGAAUUGAAACAGGAACUGGCUGAGAACAACGUUCAACUAGCAUAG
This is a messenger RNA of Zygosaccharomyces rouxii, 639 nucleotides long. It is a transcript of the gene PNC1, whose product is annotated as nicotinamidase. The record is from RefSeq and is a predicted model, not a curated record. The transcript has a single exon. The coding region runs from base 1 to 639 and encodes 212 amino acids. NCBI's taxonomy places the organism in Eukaryota, Fungi, Ascomycota, Saccharomycetes, Saccharomycetales, Saccharomycetaceae.